Suillus clintonianus is the source of this 768-nucleotide messenger RNA. RefSeq names its product P-loop containing nucleoside triphosphate hydrolase protein. The annotation marks the transcript as partial. Gene Ontology annotation, molecular function: GTP binding. NCBI's taxonomy places the organism in Eukaryota, Fungi, Basidiomycota, Agaricomycetes, Boletales, Suillaceae. The transcript has a single exon. The record is from RefSeq and is a predicted model, not a curated record.
AUCGUACUCUUUGGGGAGGCAGGUGCGGGCAAAAGCUCACUCGUCAACCUCAUGGCAGGGAAGGACAUAGCAGUCACAUCUCUUAGCAUGCAACGAUGUACGUUGCACUGGCAGGAGUAUGCCAUCGAGUUCGAUGGGGAGUCCUAUAAGGUCUUCGAUACCAUUGGACUCGAGGAAUCGGGACUUGAAAUGAACGAGCACCUCGCGGCAGUCGCAAACGCAUAUACAUUCAUCAAGAGGUUGGAUGCAGAAGGCGGCGUCGACCUCCUUCUGUCCUGCGUUCGCGCCGGCAGAUUCACUGCUGCGCUUCAUAGCAACUACCGGUUCUUUCAUGAUUUCCUCUGCCAGAAGAAGGUUCCAAUUGUUCUUGCGAUCACGAACCUCGAAAGAGAGCAGAGGAUGGAGGACUGGUGGGAUCGAGAACACGCCAUCUUCCCUCGAUAUCAAAUCUACGUCACUGGUCACGCGUGCAUCACUGCCGCUAAUGGAUUGGACGGCAGGCACCGGCAACUUUAUGAUGAUUCGCGCAUCACGAUCCGCAAACUUAUCAGGGACAAUAUUGCUGGCGAGCACCGUCAAGUAUGGGCAGGAGGGAACAAUCUGUUCGUGUCGUUGGUGCGUGGGCUGAAGAACCUGGUUGUAAAAAAUCAGCGUAUCAGAAGGAUGAAUCUUACUAGUCAACUCACGAAGAGUUGCGGUAUGUCUCGAGAAACAGCAGUACGGUUGGCUGAUAUGAUCGAGCAAGGGGAGGUCAACGUAACUACUUGA